Mytilus californianus (California mussel) is the source of this 6280-nucleotide messenger RNA. RefSeq lists its product as uncharacterized. The record is from RefSeq and is a predicted model, not a curated record. The transcript has 7 exons. Bases 302 to 1522 code for a protein of 406 amino acids. NCBI's taxonomy places the organism in Eukaryota, Metazoa, Mollusca, Bivalvia, Mytilida, Mytilidae.
CCAAUAUUUCGAUCAUAGAAUAUUUUACUGAAACAGUUUGUCCAAUGAAUGUUUCAACAAAUUCCAUACAUGCCUUUUUACUUAAUUUGGGUGAAUUUCAGAUAUUGAAAAUGUCCGUUCGAAUAGUCUCUGGCUUUACCUAGCUUUGCACAUGGUCAACCAAGACAAAGAAACCUAAAGUAGUAAAGAUAGGUUUUGAACAAGGAAUUUCAACAUAGCUAAUUUAUUAUAUAUUUAGAUUUCAGAAAGUUUGUACUUCAUGUUCUUUGUUAGCUGAAUCAUAUAUAUUUUUUCUUGAAUCAUGUCAUCAUCUGAAAUACCAAGAAAGCGUAAACAUGGUAAAACAUACACUAGUUCAGCAUCUGAGUCUACUGAGGAUAGUACAGGUCUUCCAACUAAAAAACCCUCAACUUCAGCAUCAACAUGGAAAAUUGAAGAUCUUGACCUACAGUCUAUUUUCUUUGCCACUGAAUAUUUGCCAAUGGAAACUUUGAUUAGCCUUUUAAAAAAAAGACGAGAUUUAGAGGAUGUACCAAAAAUAGUCAAUACGUUGAUUGGAUUUACUAAAGAAUGCCUAAACUUUACAAUCGAUGAGAAUACGUGGCAAAUGUGUGAUUCAUCUGUUAGACCAGAACAAGAGAAAGGAAUAGAGAUUCUGAUAAACACAAAAAAAAACGUUAGAAUGUUUGCUAAUAAGAUACGUUCUGAAGAAGCACAACUUUUGGAUGAAGAACCAAUUAAUCGAGACUUAUUUGAAAGAUGGUACUGCAAAGUUGUGGAUUUUAUAGAUCAGGCUGUCCAGUUGCUAAACUUGUUGAUUAAUGAGGCUUUGGAAAAAAUUGAACAUAAGAAGCAAACUUGUCUACUUCAUAUAAAAGAAGGCUCAUUUACUUAUCUUUUUAUGAAGUUUACAGAAAUAUGCUUUCUUAGUCCGGAACCUGGCGAAGGAGCUAAAACUGACUUAUGGAUUAGAAAUAAAAGAGUUGGAUGCCUUCCUGACAUUCGUUACUGGCAGCAGUCAUCCAUGCCAAACAGAAACAUAUUAAUAAUGUUAGCAGAAGUUAAAAUUGCCGCAUUUAGGAAUUCAGAAAAUACUGAAGAGCGUGAAGUCAGUAAAAGUAAAGAUACAAGUACAGCAUGUACAAUUGAAAAUACCACAACUACAAGUGAUGAAAAAAAGCCAAACAAAACACCAUGGAUUCACAGUAAAGUUCAGCCUGAUGUUUUAGCUCAGCUUGGUUGUGAAAUGCUUGCUGAAUGUCACAACUCAAUAUUUGUACCUGAAAUUCUAGGCAUCUUGUGCAUGAAAACCAAGGUUAUCUUCAACUACCUCCAGCUUUCAAACAAACAUUUUAUGGCUAUAAAAAGAUCUAAAGAUAUUGAAAAUAUGCGUUCACAUAUACAGUACACUCAAAUAUUUGAUAUAAUGAAAGCAGAACAUAGGAAUGGACUUCUGGAUCUAUUAUUCUGGUUAGGAUGUGUACAGAAAAAAGGAUUACAAAACCAUUAUAUUCUGAGCUAAUACAGGCAAAGGAAAUUUGAAUCUUACUUGCAACAAUCAUCACAAAUGAAAUUGUCUUUACAAGCAUGACAAGUUUUAUUGACAGUGGAAUUGUGUUUUCUUAAAACUUGUUCCCACUUAUCUUACUCAUUUUAACUAAAGGAAAGUAAAGAAAAUUGAAAAGACAAUAUCUUUGAGAUUGUUUCAACUUUAUUUUGCUGAAAGAUAUAAGAAGGAGAAAGAUCUGUAUAAUAAACUAAUUUCAAAACCAAUAUGCCGUCACAGUGAUUUUAUAGGAUAAUUUACAAUGCUGUACAUCAUGUACAUGUUAUAGAUGUAAAGUGUUCUGAAUUUAAAUAGCAAUUGGUAAUAUAUAUCAAAGACUUAUCAAUAAAAUACCUUACAGAUGGUAAGUCAAGAUAAUAUGUAUUUAAAAAAAAAGCAUAAGGAAAACAAAAUAAUUAUUGAAGAUAUUGGCUUUUCUGAUUUGAUGUGCUGUUCUGUCCAAGAUAGAUAGGGGGGGGGGGGGGGGACGUUUUGUGGCAGAAUACCAGAAAAACAGAAAGCUGAAUUUUACAUGAUUUUAAGUCCAUAAAUGGCUGUUUGGAAAUUUCUUGAGCAAGUACAAAAUUUGGACUAGUGGUUUUCUCUUUGAGACUGUGACAGGUAGUAUAUCAUGGUCAAUUGCCCAAAGGGCAAGUUGUUAAAAAAGUUAAUGUCGAGCCCAGUGACUUCCCAUUAUUUUUGCUUCUGUUAAGCUUUAAUAAGACAUGUAUGAAGCAUUUUAUCUAAGCAAGCCUGGUUUACUGAAAUUUAUUAAAAGUCUCUUGUUAUACAUGUUAUAAGUAUUAAAAUAUCAUGUCUUAUUUUUUUAUAAUCGUCCACCGUUUUAAACAGUGUGAGACUCUUAUUGUUUUGUUGGGAAAGUUAUGUUUAAAUGAAUCAAUAAUGUAGUUAAUUGUUUAAAAUUAAAUGUCAUUAAUUUCAUCAAAUACACUUUGUCAAAUGACAAGACUUGCAUUGCUCGGUGUUUCCUGUUUUCCCUUACUGUCAUUUAUCAAAAUUACAAAUAGUUCAGCUUCAAGGCAACACUGAAAAAGAACUGCUUGUUUUCAACAAACCUUAGGUCCAUUGGCAUAAGCUUUAAAAAUUGAUUGUAGCAAGUAUAAAUUUUAACUCAUUACUUAAUCAGAUGAGUCUAGAUGCACAUUUGUGCUUUAAGUUGUCAAGUUAUAUAGUGUAGUAGUGUUAUUCAUUGCAAAUUCUUAGUUUAUGUUUUCAGUAACAUUGGAUUAAGUCAUGUUAAAUUAUUUGGUAUUUUUUUCAAACAUGUAUGUACCAAAUAGAGCAAAUAUUCAAUAAUUUUUUUUAGAGUUAAUUGAAUUGUCAAAUUUCUAUAUUAUUGUUAUUUAUUAUGUUGUGUGUGUGUUCUAAUCCUAUAAAGUCUAUUGUAUUUAGGCCAAAAAAUGUAUACCCUACAUACUUAUGUCCACCCACACUGCAGUCACUUUCACCUUGAUUGUUUGAAAUUGCUUUUAUUAGUCUUUUGAGGGCAUACGAUACAGAAGCAAGGGCAGAUAAUAAUGCAUCCAAAUUUAAUGCAUUGUUUUCACAACAUUGCUAAUAAUAAGCAUCCAAGAUUCAAGGAAAAAUAGCUAACAUCAUCAAAUCAGUUACUAGUACAUAAAUUUGAAAGUAUUUUUAACAGAAAACAAACUUAUUGUAUAUUAGAGUGCAUGAAAUCCACUGCUGGGGCAGUAAUUCUUAUAAUGGGUUCAUGUACGGGGGAAUACCUGCAUGUUGCAUUAAGAAUACACUACGAUGUAAUAUAGUGCCAAAAAAGGGAAAUAGGAUCGCACACAUUUAAAAUACUAGGUUUUCUAUUUCUAGCUAAAAAAUUAGCACAUGACCCCCUUUUUUUUAGCUCACCUGGCCCAAAAGGGUGAGCUUUUCUCAUCACUUGUCGUCCGUCGUUAUCCAUUAACUUUUACAAUAAUCUUCUCUGAAACUACUGGGCCAAAUUAAACCAAACUUGGCCUAAAUCAUCCGUAGGGUAUCUAGUUUUAAAAAUAUAUCUGAUGACCCCGUCUAUCAACUAAGAUGGUCGCCAUGGCUAAAAAAAGAACAUAGGGGUUUACUAUAGAAGUCUAUGGGAAAAUUGUAAAAAAGGAAUUUCAAAUUGUCACAACUUGAAAACACAAUUCAAAUAAUGAUAAGGGGUCUUCAGUAACUAUUGUAAGACUACAAUGGGGAUGACCUGCUUUUAAUUUAACUACUCGGCCAAAUUAAACCAAACUUGGUCUAAAUCAUUUUUGGGGUAUCUAGUACUAUUUAUUAUGAUUUUAACCUUAUCAUGCUUAUUUUACAUGAUACCAAAACCACAGUAGAUGCAGGUGAGCAACACAGGCUCUUGAGAGCCUCUAGUUUCUUUUUUCAAUCGACUUACUUUCAGAAUGUUUUCAGCUAAAUUUAGUCACAAAUAUUGAUUCAUGUUGAUUGAAAGCCAGCCAUUUGAGACUUUGACCCAUUUUUCGGAAAAGUAUUCAAAAAUGAAAUUUUGUAUUUUUACCCUUAAAUAUGCAAUUUUCAAACUGAAAUAUCUUGAAAAGUAAGUCAUGAAGGUAUAUUUUUCUUUGCAUAUUCCAUAGUGCAUAUCAAAAUUGACUUUGUGCCAAAAUUUUAAGAAAAAAUUAAAGAGAGAUCUUUUCUGUAUUGUAUGCCCUCAAAGGAUGGAUUGGGUCAUUAUGUAUGUCUAUCAUGUUGUCUUACAAAGCAAAAACAGGGCAUGCUAAAUUGGUAAGUGAAUAUUUUUUUAUUUCAUUUAUGGUACUAUUAUUACAUUAAGAAAGGACAAACUCUAUAACAAAACAUGUACAUUUUGCUCAAUGUGUUGCACACUUGCAUGUAUUAAUAAAGUAUUGUUUUGCAGGUAAAUUUUAUAAAGUAUGUCAGUGCUUUUUACAAUUUCACAACUUAUUUUUGAAUUGAACGGAAUGAAUUUUGUACAGCAUUUACCUUGCACAUGGUGCUUUUUGUCAUUAUUGAAUUGUUAAUUAAGUGAAGUUUGUUGUCUAUUUAAGAUUUUAUCAUAAUACUUAUUUUUACAGAAGUCAAAUUGCUAUUUUUGUAUUACUUUACACAUAUGAAUUAAAAAGUAAUCAGACUAUUACUUUUUAAUUCAUAAAUAUUAAGAAAAUUAUUGUAUCAUGUGUAUAUACAGACAUAAUGAUUAAGAUAUUACAAGAAUCAUAUUUUGAAAAAAACUCUUUGAUAUUGUGGUAAAAUGGCUUGAUAUAUUUUUUUAUUUAUUUAAUUUUAUACGCCCGUUUAUUAUACGCCCGUUUACGGGACAUAUUAUGGUAUACCAUUGUUUGUCUGUCUGUCCGUCGUCAACGUCGGACAACAACUCAAAAACGCUUGAACCAAUUCGCAUGAAACUUUGCUGAAUUGUUUAUAUCUAUUGACGUGAGCUCCCUUUCGUUUUUUUAUAAAUUUUUGAUUUUAAGUUUCCCAGUUUGGGUUUUUUUUUCAUAAAAACAGGGGGAUUUUCCAGUUUUCGGACAAUAACUCAAAAACACUUUCACCAAUUUGCAAGAAACUUUGGUGAAUUGUUUAUUACUAUUGACAUAAGCUUCCUUUCGAUUUUUAUUAAUUUUAGAUUUUACGUUUCCAAGUUAUGGAGUUUUAUUCAUUAAAAUAAGGGGGAUUUUCCAGUUUUCGGGCAAUAACUCAAAAAUGCUUUCAGCAGUUUUUAUGCAACUUUGGGGACUUGUUUAUAUCUGUAGAUGUAAGCUCUCUUUCCAUUUUUAUAAAUUUUAGAUUUUACGUUUUAGAGUUAUGUGAUUUUAUUCAUAAAAAAGGGGUGAUUUUCCAGUUUUCGGACAAUGCUUUGAGCAGUUAUCAUGAAACUUUGGUGACUGGUUUAUAUCUAUUAAGAUAACCUCCCUUUAGUUUUCAUGAUUUUCUCUGAUAUGACAUUGAGAAGUUGUUGAACUUUAUUCUUUGAAAUAGCGACGGGCGUAUCAUGCCCUCAUGGAGCAGCUGUUUUUUGUUUAUAUCAUCUUGAACAAAUUCUGUACCUUUUAUAUAUCUAUUUUAUUAUACGACCGCCAAAAAAUUUUGUGGUCGUAUACUGGUAUGACUUUGGCGUCGUCGUCGUCGUCCGAAGACACAUUGGUUUUCGCACUCUAACUUUAGUUUAAGUGAAUGGAUCUCUAUGAAAUUUUACCAUAAGGUUCAAUACCACAAAAGGAAGGUAGGGAUUGAUUUUGGGGGUUAUGGUACCAACAGUUAAGGAAUUAGGGUCAAAAAGGGGCCAAAAAUAAGCAUUUUUGUAAUUUCCAGACAUAACUUGUGUGUUAGUGUAUGGAUCUCUCUGACAUUGUACCACAUGGUUCCAUAUCACAAAGGGAAGGCUGGGAUUGAUUUUGGGGGUAAUUGCCUCAAAAUUUUAGGAAUUAGGGGCCAAAAAAGGGGCAAAAAACAAGCAUUUUUCUAGUUUCAUGACAAUAACUUGUGUGUAAGUGUAUGGAUCUUUCUGAAAUUGCACUACAAGGUUCCAUAUCUCAAAGGAAAAGCUGGAAUUGAGUUUGGGGGUAAUUGCCCAAAACGUUUAGGAAUAAGGGGCCAAAAAUAAGCAUUUUUCUAGUUUCCAGACAAUAACUUGUGUUCAAGUGUAUGGAUCUCUAUGAAAUUGUACUGCAAGGUACAAUACCACAAAGGGAAGGCUGGGAUUGAGUUUGGGGGUGAUGAAUCAUAAGGGGGUUCAAAAAAUUGGGG